AUGGAAGCAGGAAACAAUACAAAUGUACCCCAAUUCCUCCUCCUGGGCCUAUCAGAGGAUCCGGAACUGAAGCCUGUCCUCUUUGGCCUCUUCCUGUCCAUGCACCUGGUCAUCGUCCUGGGGAACCUGCUCAUCAUCCUGGCCAUCGGCUCUGACCCCCACCUCCACACCCCCAUGUACUUCUUCCUGUCCCAGCUGUCCUGUGUGGAUAUCUGCUUCACCUCCACCACCGUCCCCAAGAUGCUGGUGAACAUCCAGACACAGAGAAAAGACAUCUCCUACAUAGGAUGCCUCACUCAGGUGUAUUUCUGUAUGGUAUUUGCCGGGCUGGACAACUUCCUCCUGACCGUGAUGGCCUAUGACCGGUACGUUGCCGUCUGCCGCCCCCUGCACUACACGGCCGUCAUGAACCCCCGGCUCUGUGGGCUCCUGGUCCUUGCGUGUUGGUUCACCGUUUCCUCGGUCUCCCUGCUUCAUACUCUACUGAUGGUGCGGCUGACCUUCUGUGCAGGCACUGAGAUCCCGCACUUCUUCUGUGAGCUGGGGCAGGUUCUCACGGCGGCCUGCUCUGAUGCCCUCAUCAAUGACAUCACCUUGUAUGUGGCCACUGCUCUACUGUGUGUGUUUCCUCUCACCGGAGUCCUGUUCUCUUACUCUCAGAUCGUGUCCUCCAUAGCAAGGAUGCCCUCCACGGAGGGCAGGUAUAAAGCAUUUUCCACGUGUGUGUCUCACCUGUCUGUGGUCUCCUUGUUCUAUGGGACAGGCCUGGGGGUCUACCUCAGCACUGCUGUGACCCAUUCUCCACAGAGGAGCUCGAUUGCCUCAGUGAUGUACACGGUGGUCACCCCCAUGCUGAACCCCUUCAUUUACACCCUACGGAACAAGGACGUGAAGGGGGCCCUGGGAAGGCUCCUAAGUUAAAUAGCCUCUUGUCAAGAUGGGUCAUUGGCCUCAGAACUGAGCAGACACUUUGGGCCCCAGAGGCACAACCACAAUUUCA
Manis pentadactyla (Chinese pangolin) is the source of this 1000-nucleotide messenger RNA. Its product is annotated as olfactory receptor 7D4-like. Lineage: Eukaryota; Metazoa; Chordata; Mammalia; Pholidota; Manidae. Gene Ontology annotation, biological process: G protein-coupled receptor signaling pathway. Gene Ontology annotation, cellular component: membrane. The transcript has a single exon. The record is from RefSeq and is a predicted model, not a curated record. Gene Ontology annotation, molecular function: olfactory receptor activity; G protein-coupled receptor activity. The coding region runs from base 1 to 921 and encodes 306 amino acids.